AUGCCGGAGGCAUCGGGUUUUGCCGGAAAAUCCGGCUUCUUUGCUAUGACUACUGACAUUGAUGUUGUUCUGCCAAGUUUCACCAACAUUGGGGAACCGACUUGCGUUCUCCCGGAGGACACUACGUCGUCAGUGGAUGUCUCCAUUAUAUACAGUAGUAUACCGCCAGACAUAAACACGGAGUCUAUGUCUCGCGCGACAAAAUCUAGUGUUGGAGGGGAAAUGCUCCGUAUUUCUAAAAGGCCGGAUGGUAAACUCAGCAUAUUUGCAUGUGAAUCGGACAACACCACUUCUCCUUCGGUUUACAAGCGUGGUCAUCACUCUGUUUGCGUGGUAUGCCAUCGAAAUAUUGCUGAUCGGGAAAUGUUUUUGAAUUUUCCUGACGAUCUGGAUAGGCGCCGUUUAUGGGGAAAUAUUUUAGGCUUUAAAUAUUCUGACAUGUUGCGGUUACGAGAUGGUUCCGUUGUACUUAGCACUGGUCAUAUUUGCACGGAUCAUUUCGCAGAAGAAUGCUUUAGGCAUGGAGUUUUUAAUUUCAACAAAGCAGCUAUUGAAGCGCUUGGCAUGCCAUCUGUACUUUCUCCUGGAGCGAGGCUAACUCCAUCAAGAAAAUGGCGAAUUUAUGAAGUGUCACGUGCGAACUGUCGGUCUUCGCUCCUAGACCCCGUAAUGAAAUGGUCAUCGUGGACCGAUCGAAACGUGUAUCUGGCGUACCAUGGCAAGUCACCAGAAGUGUUGCAGAAUUCACCCAGCUCAAGUAAUGUUGACACUAGAAUAAAACGGACGACACGUGCAGAAAGAGCGUCAUUUCGUGCUGAUAAGAAAGUGUGCGAAGCUAAAGUCACGCCUAGAGGAAGUUAUAAUAAAACGGUGGUCUCAGACAAGAUCACGCAAUCUCUGCCAACGCAGCAACGUACCACGUUCACGAUGUCGAACCGCAAUGCUCGUCGUUCACUACUUUUUCCAUCUUCUCCAGUAAAGAACAAUGUAUCGGGAACAAUUAAAGCUUCUAAAGCGUUAUCGCGCCCGGUUCUUCAACUGCGAAAACCUGUUUCGUCUCAUGCUUUCAAGCAGUCAAACACAACCACGUUACUGAGCAAUGAACAUCGAGAAAAGAAAACAGAGAAGGAAAUUACAAAUGAUGAAAAGUCUCGCACUGUUGCAAAAGUAAUUCUUAAAGCUACGUCAGCACCAUCUCAUACACUAGUCGAUGCGCUGAAUUUGUCUUCCGAAGGAGAAGGGGGAUGUUUACCAGAAGAUCCAGCAAUAACUGCGCCGCUGUUUCUAAAUAACGAUUUUUCCGAUCUGUCUGCAGCUAUCAUGCCAGAGUUUUUACAAUUACGGCAGAGUAAAACUCAGCGCCAACUUGAAUCUUUGGAAGCUAGGCUUCGUAUAUUCGGUGAUUGUUAUGGCGUUGAAAUUCCGAAGGGAUAUUCGACGAUAGAAACUCGGAGCGGUGUUCGUUUAAUUGAGGGGAAGCAAGCCCUUCGUCAUAUGACAUCUGAUCGGAUUUGCCUUCCACGAGGACGCUUUGUGCCAAUUUCCCAACGAUGA
Messenger RNA from Angiostrongylus costaricensis, 1554 nucleotides. Lineage: Eukaryota; Metazoa; Nematoda; Chromadorea; Rhabditida; Metastrongylidae. The record is from the annotation of a GenBank genome assembly.